CCCUCCUCGAUAUUAUCCAGGUCGUAAACCUCUCUACAAUAAUACAAAAUGGCGUCCCGUCGCGCUCUCUUCUCCUCAGCUUCGCGCGCAUCCGCUGCCAUCCAACCUGCUCGACCCAUCCUUAUAGCUGCAGCUCGCUCGGCAAGCCCCUCGCUACCAUCCCUAGCUUUUGCGCCCUUUGCCUCUACUAGAAGCUAUGCUUCCAAAGCCCAAGCCAAAGCAAACCCGAUAGCUGACCUUACCCCACGGGACCCCAAGCCGUGGAACUUUGAAGAUAUAAAGAACCAUGUUGAGAAAUCUGACCAGGGCGAUGUAGUCCUCAUCGACGUCCGAGAACCAGUCGAGCUUUUCGAGACGGGCAAGAUCCCCGGUGCGAUCAAUAUUCCUAUCACAUCGGCAGCUCAGAGCUUCCAUAUCUCCGACGAGGAUUUUGAGGACAUGUAUGGCUUCCAGAGACCGGCAAAGAACAAAGAGCUUGUGUUUUAUUGCAAAGCAGGAGUGCGUGCAAGGGCGGCUGCGCAACUGGCUCAUCAUGCUGGCUGGAACAAGAUCGGCGACUAUGCAGGCAGCUGGCUGGACUGGGAAGCUCAGAAAGGACCAGUUGAGAAGGUUAAGAAACCAUAUUGAACAGACAGAGCUUGAUGAAGACAUCCAUUGGCAGAAUGGUUGGUCAAAUAAAAGCGCCUUCUAACUUAUUGUACAAACAAUUCCCAAAGAUCUGUUUCCCCAGACUCCUU
This is a messenger RNA of Fusarium oxysporum Fo47, 737 nucleotides long. Its product is annotated as Rhodanese-like domain-containing protein. The transcript is spliced from 2 exons. Gene Ontology annotation, cellular component: mitochondrion. NCBI's taxonomy places the organism in Eukaryota, Fungi, Ascomycota, Sordariomycetes, Hypocreales, Nectriaceae. Gene Ontology annotation, molecular function: thiosulfate-cyanide sulfurtransferase activity. The coding region runs from base 49 to 627 and encodes 192 amino acids. The record is from RefSeq and is a predicted model, not a curated record.